Durusdinium trenchii is the source of this 2782-nucleotide messenger RNA. The record is from the annotation of a GenBank genome assembly. Lineage: Eukaryota; Dinophyceae; Suessiales; Symbiodiniaceae.
GAAGAUGUGCAUGUCUGGAUAUGUAUGGAUGUAUGUGCAGAUGUCAAGACGGGCAGGUGUAAAGAUGUGCAGGUGUGAACUUGUGCUGGUUCGGAAUGUUCAACUUGUGGUUCUGUGCGGAUGUAAGUUGUUGUUGUCUAUGGUGCACCUGUUCUUUCAAAAACAUCUUUCGCUCAGGCGCUCUCGGGAAAAAAGGGUGGGGUAAAAAUAGGGUUGGUUUGGAUGGUUUUAAACCGGGGUUCUGUUUCUCGUUGGUCACCGCAAAGGCACAAAGAGGUUGAACAUGCAACUCCUCACCAAAUCCUGACUUAUUGCACUGCGCAAAUGCAGCCAAUCAAGGUGAAGGCCCUUCUACUCAAACAAUAUUGGAAUGGAACAAAGCAAUGUUGAAAGGCAUUUCAAUAUCAGUCGUUUUGUCAUUUCACUCUAGUUUGUUCUCAUGUCUAUUUCAUUUCUUCAGUCUGCAAGGGUGCUGUUAAAUGGAUGGUACAGUUAGUUGAUUGCGCCCUCGCUAUGAGCUGAGACACCUUGUGCUUUGAGCAGGUUUGUGCAAUCUUGUCGCUGGUGUGGUGGAGAUCAUGCAGGGAAUGCCCUCUCAGGGAGUUUGGCACGUGCUGCGUUCGUGGUUCUGGCUGCGCAACCUGGAGUGUGAGGCCUUGAAGUUUGAGGGCCACGAGCGUGGCUGCGUGCGCUCUACUGCUCUGCUGGCCUUGGGAAUCUUCAAUCUGUUUGUCUCCAUGCUACCACCAACCGCCGUGAAGGCCGCUGGUUGGGCAACAGGCUUCUCCGGUGGUCGCGAUGUGGCGCUAUCGCAACUGCGCGAAUGCUGGGAAGAAGGUGGAAUCCAGGCACCCUUUGCAGGAAUGGUGCUGAUUGGCUUCGGUGUGGAUGUCAGUAGCUUCUUAGGCGAGCUCCGUGCUGAACGCGACCAACGACAUUUGAUGGCCAGGGAGAUCCUGGACUGGGCGAACCGAGAAUAUCCAGAGGCUUUCUUUUUCGCUGGCCUGGAAGCUGGCUAUUUGGCUGCUGUGAGAGAUCUGGAAGGUGCUGUGGCCAAGCUCGAUCAGAUCAAAGCAUCUGUGGAGAACUUGCCGGCAUUUCUCUUCCUGGUGAACGUUAGGCGUGCCACGUUUCUCCUCGCGCUUUUUCAGUGGCGUGAAGCAGGGGAUGCCUUUUCGGAUGCAGUGAAGGUCUACCAGGGUGUUGGAAGGCGCGCACUUUGCCCUUCUUUGUCAUUGAACUCUCACCUUUGCUACAGCCGUGCAGGUUGUGAGGAGCGUGCAGCCGAGAUGUUGGAGACAUGCCGCUCCUACAACAAGGAAAAGAAAAAGUGGUCGCCUUUGGAUCGCGCGUCGCUGCGCCAAGCAGAGGCUGCUUAUCGUGCUCAGUGUCAGGCAGCUAGGGCCGAAGAUGCAGAAGAAGGGGCCAUGGAAGGGGACGCACAGGACGUGAACCAGGAGGCUUCAGCUAUGGAAAGUACUUGGCGACCAACCAUGAUGUUGUACCUGAAGAUUUGCCUGGUCUACCGUGGGGUGAACUUCAUGCGACCCGAGGCGGCGAAGGAGUUCCUUCGGAUGGUGCAGGAAGAAACUGAUUUGCAAAAGGAUGCAGACGGAAGAUGUGUGGGUCUUUGCAUUCAAGCAGAGGCAAUGCGACAAGGAGAACAUUGGGAGGAGGCUUUAAAGCUGGCCGAUGAUGGUUGCGCGUUGCAACCGGAAUUGAGCACGGCUGGCAUUAAGACGGGGUGCCUGCACUUUUGCUACCUUGUCCUGGCCUACGCGCACUUUGCCCAGGGCCGCCCUCAUGCAGCACAGGAGGCCCUGGCCAAGCUUUCUUCAAUUGGUGUCAGCGACCACUUCUUCCAGAAGCAGGUGGAAUUCAAGGCCACGCACCUGCGGCGGCUCGUUGGUGCCGAGUUCGAAGAGUGUUAUCGAGAGAUUUCAGUCGCAGCUAGAAGUCAAACAAAACUGGUGGUGGAGCUGCCUAAAGGCACUUCUGCCCAGUGGGAUUUCAUCCUGUCCUCAUACUCGAUUGAUUUUGCAGCAAUUUUCAUUCCUGAAUCAGGUGAAGAGGAAGAGCUCCUACGCGUAGAGCAACAUGAGGCUGAAGCAGGGCCUUGUGAGGGCUCCGCCGGACCAUUUGCGAGUGCCGGACGAGUAGAGCUGGUAUUUUCCAACAGCUUCAGCAUCCUGAGGGGGAAGAGUCUUCAGUGCCGUGUGCAGCCGAACAGUUUGGUGGUCCACGAGGAAAAGUAAGUCGUGCCACAACUAUUUUCUCGCCAUGCGGUUGCAUUUGAUCCACUUCAGCCAUGGCGCAAAAAAGAACGUAUCUUCUGUUUAGUCAUAGUGCUAUGCUGGUCCGACGACAGAGGCUUCCUUGAUCCAUGUGGCGUGCUACAAGAUGCUCCAGUGAAGUGGCUCUUGUGUAUUUCGUCAAGACCUUGACAGACAAUGGUAGGCAACGAUCCACAAGUGGUUUUUCUGUGGGUUGCUGGUCCUCUGUCAAAGCAGAUGGGUUAUUGAGGCACGAAGGGCAACUAUUUUACUUCACCCGGCCUCCAGCAAGUGUCACUGUCUGCACAGUCGUAGCUGGGGCAGCUCUCUCCAUGGUGGCCUCGGUGGAUUGUUUCUGCAAUUGAUUAUUGAUUUGUAUAGCCAAGUUGGAUGACCCCCUGUCGCGGAUGCCUCGGGCCAGAGGCCCUUUUCGCGGGGAUGUGUGGCGGGUCCGCGCACGCAAACCGUACUUCCCGCCAGCGCAGGAGGCGCGCGUGCGCGACCCGGGC